Molecule: messenger RNA, 1078 nt
Organism: Aedes aegypti (yellow fever mosquito)
Lineage: Eukaryota; Metazoa; Arthropoda; Insecta; Diptera; Culicidae
Exons: 2
Coding region: 337-747 (136 amino acids)
Source: RefSeq, a predicted model, not a curated record
UCAAUUAUUUUCCUGGAACGCUCUUCUAACUAUUGGAUGAAUCAUAUGCUUCAACAAAUGGCCAUAGUCUUUUCCAGGCGCAUUGAACGGUGUCUGAGAUACUGCCACGGAGGGAUGUAAAAGUGCGAAUUACAACAAAUCCGCUAAAACAAUGUCAUAAAUGUAUAAAGUCAAGGUGAUUCACGAUAGGCAUUCAGUCCUUGAACAACGAUCAUAGGAAGUGGUGCUCAACGAAAGAAGAGAGUUUUUAUCAAACAACGUCGUUACUAUUUUGUCGAAUGACAUCAAUUCAAAUAAACGAUCGGUUCAUGAUCUUUGAGGAUAUAAGCAGGAAACAUGAAGUUCUCCAAAAAGGUCACGUUUGUGGUGCUAGUAUCAAUUGUUGCAUGCAUCGAAAGUGCAGUGAUCAAUGAAUAUAAGGACCAUUCACUUGAAACGAAUCUAGCAUCUGACUCUUUGAACAACAGUAACGAUUUGAGAGAAACUUUAAGGCCUUCAACAGCUGCCCCUAAGUCCAUCAGUAGCUCACAAGCUGAACAAGGACUGGAACAUCCGAAACGUGCAAAACGGGCCAUCAUUUUUCGACCCCUAUUUGUUUAUCGCCAACAGCAAAUCAAAAAGCAACGUCUGAGGGAGAUGCGACAACAACAAAGGCAACAUCAGAUGGAUAGCAAUGCUCAGCGAUUGGCAACGCAGAAGCCAAAAUAUGCCUACAGGUAUCCCUACUAUUACAACUAUAUGGGUUAGUGUGCUUCACAAAAGUUUAUUUUUCAAAAAAAAAAGUCCAGUUCCAACAAGACGACGCGCAAAAGCAGGGAAUAUAAUUAAUAUUAAUAGUGUUAGUGAAUACUUCUACGCUCUCAGUUUUUGAAUGGUCCAAAUGUAUGCAACGUGUCGCGCUUAUAUGAUUGAAUCAUAGCCCUAUAAUAUCGAUAUUAUAAAUGGCAUGUAAUCAUCAUAAAUGUAGUCCAACCUGAAGAGCAAUUAGUCAUGACGUCAUACUACUCUGAUUAGCACUACGGCGUGAAUUAGUCGCGCGAUUGGGACAUCUUCCGAUCUACGUACAUUGGUGGAUAAG